Molecule: messenger RNA, 1869 nt
Organism: Cuscuta epithymum
Lineage: Eukaryota; Viridiplantae; Streptophyta; Magnoliopsida; Solanales; Convolvulaceae
Source: the annotation of a GenBank genome assembly
AUUUCACUAUUGCCUGCCACGUCCAAGCUAGGUUGUUCUUAUUGAUAAUUGACAUGUGGAAGAUGGUGAGCAAGAUAGGAUCGAAUGUUCAGUGCCGGGAUUUCCUCGCUUUCUUGAUGUUCUUUUUUGCUUCUGUUUACGCAAUUAGGUCAAUUCCAACCAACGGCACUGAAGAUUUAAAAUCAUCUACUCCAUUGAGACUUGACAUUACCGAUACACAUGUGGUGAUGGACAAUGGUUUUAUCAAAGUGACACUAUCGAAUCCAACUGGGGCAAUUGCAGAGAUUCAGUAUCAAGGAAUCGAUAAUGUACUCGAAUAUAGUUUCAAAGAAACAAAUAGAGGAUAUUGGGAUAUUGUUUGGACCAGGCCAGGGAUAGAUGACAAUGGAAACUUUGAUACGCUUCAAGGAACACACUUUAGAGUAAUCACAUCUGAUGAAAAUCAAAUUGAAGUCUCCUUCACAAAAGAUUAUGAUCGAGAAGAUCCUUCUUCUGUUCCUUUGAAUAUAGAUAAAAGGUACGUAAUGUUACCCGGAAGAUCUGGUUUCUACACAUAUGCAAUCUAUCAGCAUAUUGAAGGGUGGCCUGAUGUUGAUAUAGGCCAAACUCGGCUAGCUAUCAAGCUUCAAAGAGCACUGUUCAACUAUAUGGCCAUAUCAGAUGAGAUACAAAGAGAGAUGCCAAGUGAUAAUGAUCGGUCUAGUGGAAGGACUCUUGAUUAUAAAGAAGCAGUCUUACUAACCAACCCAUCCAAUCCUAAUAUGAGGGGAGAGGUGGACGAUAAGUACCAGUACUCCCUAGAAAACAAAGAUAUUAAAGUACAUGGGUGGAUUUGUCGGAGCCCACAUGUUGGAUUUUGGAUCAUCACCGGGGCCAAUGAGUUUCGUGGUGGAGGACCAAUUAGACAAGAUCUUACGUCUCAUGUCGGUCCGACUGCAUUAUCGAUGUUUUUCAGUGGUCAUUAUGCUGGUUACAAUUAUGAUGUUAGCUUGAGAAAUGGCGAAGCUUGGAAGAAAGUAUUUGGCCCAGUUUUUAUUUAUCUCAACUCUGAUCAAGGGGAUGAUCCAAAACCUCUAUGGGAAAAUGCUAAAGAUGAGAUGGUUGCGGAAACUAAAAGUUGGCCUUACACUUUCCCAAAAUCAGAGGACUAUCCAACUGCUAGUCAACGAGGCACAGUUACUGGUCGAUUACUAAUUCGUGAUAGAUAUUUGAGUGAAGACCUUAUCCCAGCAAAAUCCGCAUACAUCGGUUUGGCUCCACCGGGGAGUGAUGGGCAUUGGCAAGAAGAUGCUAAGGGUUAUCAGUUUUGGACUCAAACAGAUGACAAUGGGUAUUUCAGGAUUACUGCAGUAAGACCUGGAAACUAUAACUUGUAUGGUUGGGCCCCUGGCAUUUUGGGAGAUUACAAAAACAAAGAUGAUGUCACAAUCCGACCAGGAGAAGAAACAAGUCUCGGUGAGAUUGAGUUUGAUCCUCCCAGAAAUGGUCCGACUAUAUGGGAAAUCGGCGUCCCCGAUAGAAAGGCGGCAGAAUUCUUUGUGCCUGAUCCUGCACCAGAGCUCAUGAACUACGCUUUGAUCAACCAUACUGAAAAAUUUAGGCAAUAUGGACUAUGGGAUCGUUACACCGAUCUUUACCCUUCCCAGGAUUUGGUUUAUCGAGUUGGAGAAAGUGAUUAUCGCAAAGAUUGGUUUUUUGCCCAUGUCAAUAGGAAAGUCGGGGACAAUACGUAUGAACCAACGACAUGGAGAAUUUCAUUCCCAGUCCAGAAUGUUAACCAGACAGCAACCUACACACUCCGGAUUGCAUUAGCUGCCACCACCUUAACCAGAAUUGAUGUUUUGAUCAACGACCCUAAUGCACACCCUA